Messenger RNA from Amphiprion ocellaris (clown anemonefish), 2582 nucleotides. RefSeq names its product BAR/IMD domain containing adaptor protein 2 like 1b (gene baiap2l1b). Gene Ontology annotation, cellular component: nucleoplasm; cytosol. The coding region runs from base 275 to 1792 and encodes 505 amino acids. The record is from RefSeq and is a predicted model, not a curated record. The transcript is spliced from 14 exons. Gene Ontology annotation, biological process: plasma membrane organization; positive regulation of actin filament polymerization; actin filament bundle assembly. Gene Ontology annotation, molecular function: protein binding. Lineage: Eukaryota; Metazoa; Chordata; Actinopteri; Pomacentridae.
GUUUGACAGCUCAGCUUUUGCGUGACGCGGACAGAGAGAAGCAGCAGAUAUCUAGACUCUUCGCCACCUUCUCCGGACUUACUUUACCGUUUUUUCUUUCCUCUUGUUUUCAUUUUUUAAUUUUUUUUGCUUGCUAUGUGCGCGUCUUGCGUCUCCUGCUGGCUAUGAGGGAUUUAAUGUGCCCGUAGUUUUUUUUUUCUUUCACCAAAUUGGACCCUUUUCUGGUGUAGUUUUCUGUUUUCUUUCGUCUUGGUUGUGCGUAAAGAGUCGAACCAUGUCGAGGAGCGCGGAGGAGGUGAACAAGCUCACAGAAAGUACAUACAAGAAUGUAAUGGACCAGUUCAACCCAGGCCUGAGGAACCUGGUCAACCUGGGAAAGAGCUAUGAGAAGUCGGUGGCCGCAAUGACCCUGGCAGGAAAGUUGUAUUUUGAUGCAGUGUCUAAGAUUGGGGAGAACGCUGCAGUUUCUCCUGUCUCCAGAGAAUUAGGUGUGGUGCUGAUGGAGAUCUCCGAGGUCCACAGGAAGGUGCAUCUGGAGCUGGAGGAGAAUUUUAAGAGGUUCCACCGGGAGAUAAUAGCCGAGCUGGAGAGGAAGACUGACAUGGAUGUCAAAUACAUGACAGCCACGUUCAAGAGAUACCAGAUGGAGCACAAGGUGAAACAGGACUCCCUGGAGAGGUCCCAGUCAGACCUGAAGAAGCUGAGGAGGAAGAGCCAAGGCAAGAACGCCAACAAGUACGAGAACAAGGAGAGCGAGUGCCUGGAAAUCCUGACGAACCGACAAAUGGACAUGCAGCUGUUCGUCGCCGACGGCUUCAAGGAGGCUCUGCUGGAGGAGAAGAGACGCUUCUGUUUCCUGGUGGACAAACACUGCAUGUUCUCCUACCAGAUCGCCUCCUUCCAUGACAAGGCCAGAGACAUUCUGACGGAGAAGCUGAGCAGCUGGCAGGACCAGUGCAACGACGCCACCAACAUGCCCGACAGCGUCCUGUCCAUGAUCGAGGGGCUGAGGACGCCGGUCUCCAUCACACCGCUGCCAUCUCCGUCACCGUCACGACACAGCGUGAACAUCUCUGCUCCUCCAGCUCCACUUCUAAAGGCCCAGACCAGCCCUCUGGCCAACAUGUUCACCCAGGAGAAUGUCAGUGUAUCAGCUUCUACCAACAACAUCACUGACCACGGGAACGGCGAGGACAGCAACCUGGCCAGGUCGGUGUCCGUCGCCACGGGACUCAACAACAUGGUGAAGAGGCCUCGUGUUCGAACCAUCUUCCCUCACACCGCCGGAAACAACAGCACUCUGCUGAGCUUCGACGAGGGCGACGUCAUCGUCCUACUCAUUCCCGACGAGAGGGACGGAUGGAUGUACGGCGAGCUGGAGAAGAACGGAAAGAGGGGCUGGUUCCCUUCGUCGUACUGCCGUGCUCUCUCCGAGCCUCUGGUGAAUAACAACAGUGAGGCUGCCGUCCCGUACCGCAGCAGAAGUGUGGUCAACCUCCACCAUCAGGACACGGAGACGGACGAGGCCACCAUGGUGCUCCCUCCGGCCGAUUACUGUGACAUCUCGCCUCGCAGCGCCGUUAAGAACAACACCGUCACCACCAUCAGCAACCACCACCACCACUCCCCGACACCGUCUGCAGCCUCGUCCUCCUCGUUUGAUCACAACACGGCCGCUCAGACCAACGGCAUCAUAAGGCCUCCUCCUGCUUACCUCGCAGGAGGGAAUCCGUUCGCCACAGUCCGGCUACGUCCCACCGUCACUAACGACCGCUCUGCGCCGGUCAUCUGAUCUCACAUUUCCACACAUCCCCCAUUCCUGCAAACACUCGGCGAACUUCCCGUCAUCCGUGAGGACUUCUUCUCCUGGACUGGAAGGAACUUGAUUAAAGUUUUCCAGCGCUGAGAGGGAAAAACAACAACUGGCCAUUAUAAUCUGGAACCCCCUUCCUGCUCCAAUCUCUCUGGGACCCGGCACAGAUGCUCCUAUAUUUAUGAUAGAUAUAAUAUAUAUUUUCUAUGUCUAUUUUUGUCCCUCUGUCUGUGGUGGUGAGAUCUAAAAGCCCACAUUUUUACCUGCACUUUGACACAUAGACGAAUAAAAAUGGUCAAAGAAAAUACUGUAUUUAAUGCUGAUGUUGCUUCACUGUCAAAAAAAAGACUGUUAGAAAUGUUUUCUGUUGCCAUAGGACAGUAGAAGUGCUGUAGAGGACCUCCACGUUUCACCUUCAGGUCCAGACGACAACAUUUCUACUCAGUCAUGGAGCUGAUUUAAAGAGACGAAUCCAUAAAGGCACAGAGGGAUCUUUGUCCUCUUGUAUGUACGCUCCUGUAUGUACAUUUGCACAACAGAUGCUUGGCUGUCCUUUGCCAUCCAGCUUUAACGUUUUGUAGUGUGGAAACAGGAAUUCUGCCUAAACGACACAAACGUACCGACGGUAAUAUAGCCGCUGCAUUUUUCAGAAUGUGCAUAGGGGCUGUAUCCUCCUUCCUGUUGUAUUGCGACGCGUGGCGAGACCAGCGUACACACUUCCACCCUUAGUAGAAUCUGCUGUAUGAAAAAUAAAGGUUUAUUUCUUCAA